GAAAACUGAACAAAAUGGUGCAAACAACAACAACAACAAGACGUAAAUAAAAGCAUGGCUGGCGCUUCAAACAGACUUAAACGCACUUCCCCGAUGUGCUACAAGGGAAAGAAUAUGCAGAAAGACGACGCUAAGAGCUCAAGGCUGAGGCUGGUUGCAGCAGACACAGAUAUGGGCAAAGCAGAAUUACAAGCAGAGUCAAAUCCAGACAGCAACAAGCAUGUUAAAGAUGCAAGAACAAGUAGAGAUACAGGAACAGUGGAAAGCUAUUCCAUCAAGAAUUCUCCAGUUACAACAAUCGAACCUUGUGGACAUCACAGAACUGUAACAGAAGUAACAGACGACACUUUAACCAGUCUGAUUAAAGAAGACAUUCCCGUUGGUGAUCCGUUAGCAGAGAAGUGGACGUUACAAGCUGGGAUUGACCAGUGGGAGGAAAAGUUACGACGGUUGAGCCUGGUAAAAUGCCACAAGGGGAACCUGUCCAAACUGCAGCAGCUGACAGCCAGGUGGCAACAGGUGAGCCAACAGGUGCUGCUGCAGCUGCAGGAGAGAGCACCUGCAGACGAAAGGCCCAGCCUUGGACAGCUGAUGGACCACAUGGGGAUAAAUGAAGACAUGUUAGAGCUGGACAGGGAACAGGACUGCUUCAACUGCUGAGAAAUGGCACAUUUUCAGGGCUCGAAACUAACAGUGUCCCAAUGGCCUGUGACCACUAAAAUUUAGGCUGGGACAACUAAAAGCACACUUUGGGACAUUUUUGGGACAUCAGAAUGUCAGCCCUUCUUUUGUUUGGCUCCAGAAAAAGCUCCCCAAAACUUCCUGUUUACUCCGCAAUUAUAUAUAGUGUGCAUGAAAGUCAGCAAAAUAAGCAAAAUAAA
Messenger RNA from Branchiostoma belcheri (Belcher's lancelet), 881 nucleotides. RefSeq lists its product as uncharacterized. Lineage: Eukaryota; Metazoa; Chordata; Leptocardii; Amphioxiformes; Branchiostomatidae. The coding region runs from base 55 to 660 and encodes 201 amino acids. The transcript has 3 exons. Gene Ontology annotation, biological process: positive regulation of DNA-templated transcription; double-strand break repair via homologous recombination. Gene Ontology annotation, cellular component: Swi5-Sfr1 complex. The record is from RefSeq and is a predicted model, not a curated record.